UGGUGCUGAUGGCGCUGAUGGAGAGAAGAUGCCCACUGCCAUCGUCUCUGUGUAGUGCAGGAGAGCUGCAAACCGGUCAUAUUUACCGCAGACACCACAGAGUCUGUUGUCUUUCAGCACAGCUGCAUGUUGUAGUCUGACACAAGAAGCCUGAUGUCUGUGGCAAAUGCGAAACACACUGUCCUGAAUCCGGUGAUCCCUUACACAGGGCCCAUACCUGGAGGCCUGCACCCUGGGGAGAUCAUCAUUAUCCAGGGCACUGUGCCCCCAGAUGCUGACAGGUUUCAGAUCGACCUGUCGAGCGGCUGCAGCACCAAGCCGCGCUCUGACGUCGCCCUCCACUUCAGCCCUCGAUUCAAAGGCUCGCCCUGUGUGGUAUGUAACUCCCUGCUGAAGGAGAGCUGGGGCAAAGAGGAAACGCUCCAUCAGCUGCCCUACAAAUGCGGAGCCCCCUUCGAGACUAUCAUCCUGGUGCACGGCGACGUCUUCAAGGUGGCAGUAAAUGGUGCUCACCUGCUGGAAUACAAGCACAAAAUCCCGCUAAACGUGGUCGACACAUUUUCUAUAUCUGGGAAAGUCAGGGUGCAUGCUAUUGGCUACAUCCCAAAUUCAGCAAUAUAUUCAGAAUCAGGUGACUUGAGCCUCCCUUACAAAGGCAGUAUACUCAAAGGACUGAGCCCUGGACAGCACGUUACAAUCAAAGGACAGGUCAGCAUGUAUCCUCACAGUUUUACAGUGAACCUCCGCAACAGCAGGACAGAGAACAUCGCUCUCCAUCUGAACCCCCGCAUGAAGUCGGGUGUGUUCAUUAGGAACUCGUACCUGAGUGAAUCCUGGGGUCAGGAGGAGCGGGAACUGCCCUUCUUUCCCUUCUCCUCAGGCGAGUACUUUGAGAUUCUCAUCCUCUGUCAGCCCCAUCAGUUCAAGCUGGCAGUGAAUGGCUCACACUUGUUUGAGUUCAGACACCGGGUGCAGGACCUGAGCAGCAUUGACCAGUUGGAGAUCAUGGGGGACCUGGAGCUCACUGAUGUGAAACUGUGGUGAUUUGGGACUCUAGACUUACACGGAAGCCAGCAUUACAGGCACUGUUGUGUUCUGGUUAUCAAUGCUAAAUUAGCUUAGCCACAAUGACCCAGACAAUGGAUGUUGAAAACGGCAAACCCUGUGCUGACUUCAGGUAAGGUUAGUCUUGCAGCAACCAUAGGUCGCUGAUUUUAAGCUAGUCUAGCAAUUUUGGUGACCAAGUACCAUGGACAGGUCCUACCAUGUCGUAUUAAUGGUCCAUGUUUCCAGCCCUGGCUAGAUGACUGAUGCAUGAGAGUUAGCUGUGCUGGAGCAUCAGGCUGUGAGCAACCAUGACUGUUUACAGCUAUAAGUUAGGUUUGCCUUGGUUCAUUUCUUAAACUGUCUCUAGUGCAUCUCUGCUGUGAUACGCUCUUAGUGCACUGUAUAAUUCAAAUUAUAUGUAAAUGUUAAUAAGCACUCAAGUACUGGCUUUGUUUAAAAGCCAAGACAGUCAGCAAAUAAAACAAUGAAUGAAACUGAAGGGCUCCAUUCUUUGGGAGCAAGUCCCAAUAAAGACUAAUUUAUUGUACAGCUAAUUUUAAAAGCUUGGAAACAUUUGUCAUCAUUAAUAAAUAAUUAGUAGUGGUUAUACUUUUUUUUGGUGGGGGGGGUGAAUGAAAACAUUUUUAACUUAUGGUCAAAAUCAUUUUCAUCUGCAUUUAAAUUUUUUAAAUUUUUUUUUUUUUACAUAUAAUGUUAAUUAAAUAGGAUGGGCCUACUUAGGGCAUACCCACAUUUGUUUAUUCUUUCAUUUCUUUCAUUCGUAAUCCUCAGGAUUCUUUAACACAAUAGCGUCCCAUGCACUUGACAUUUAAGUCAAUUUAACAUGUAAUGGUGCAGCAGAACUCAAGCACAGUGCAGUACAGGGUCAGUUUAAAAUACAACUAUUUCAAUAACCUAACAAAUGACAUUUUGCAAUAUUUAUGCAAGCUAUAGAAUAUAGUAGAAUCCUGUAUCCAUGACCAUCUCUCAUCUCACUGCUCUCCCACUCAGUGCUGCAAUGAUCAAUCCUGUGCCAAAAUGGAAAGAAAACGAAUAAAAGAUCUGGGAAAUCUAUUUUCCAAUGUCAAAUUUUUUUUCGCAUUGUCUAUUGUAAUUGUUGUAAAAUAUGUAUGAAAAAUCAUCCCUAUGUAUCAUAAAUGAUUUAAUAAAAAAUAAAUGUCUUACUAUUA
Messenger RNA from Siniperca chuatsi (mandarin fish), 2237 nucleotides. RefSeq names its product galectin-8-like. Bases 154 to 1044 code for a protein of 296 amino acids. NCBI's taxonomy places the organism in Eukaryota, Metazoa, Chordata, Actinopteri, Centrarchiformes, Sinipercidae. Gene Ontology annotation, molecular function: carbohydrate binding. The record is from RefSeq and is a predicted model, not a curated record. The transcript has 8 exons.